AUGACGGAGGACUUUCCCCAGCGGCGGCGGCCAGUCCCCACGGGCAGAACCAGCUCUACUUCCGGCCUGCCGCCCUCCACUACUGCUGCUUCAACAACUACGCCAACGACCACCUCCACCAACGACCACCCGCUCUUCUCCUCGGCCACAACGGCGACUGCUACGGCUAUUGCUUUCGCAUCUCCUACUGCUACAGCUCUAUUUCCUCUCUCCACCACCACCAACACUGCCUUCCGCCCUCGAACUCGAUCCCGGUCGCAGCCCUACCUCCCAUCCUCCUCCCACCCCUCCUCCACCCUAGACCGUCGGCCAGUCCGUGCCCACGAGGGAGGUUUCGUGCAUCCCGCCUCCUUUCUCCGGCCGCGAGGUCUGUCACAACCAAUGCCCCCAGCUCAGCCCGAGAGGGCCAUCGAUCGGGAAGAGCGUCAGGGCCUACGUGCCAUCCGCAAUUUCCUCAAAGUCCGUACUAGUUACGAUGUGCUCCCCCUUAGUUUCCGACUCAUAAUUUUCGACACUUCGUUGUCCGUCAAGGAGAGCUUGAACAUCCUCAUCCAAAAUGGCAGGUGUAUCGUCUCGGCUCCGUUGUGGGACUCCAAGGCCUCGACUUUUGCCGGUCUUUUGACCACCUCCGACUACAUCAACGUCAUCCAAUACUACUUCCAGAACCCGGCUGCGCUGAACCAGAUCGACCAAUUCCGGCUCGACAGCCUCCGAGAGGUGGAAAAGGCGUUGGGCGUCGCUCCUCCCGAGACGAUAUCGAUCGACCCUGAACGUCCCCUGUAUGAGGCCUGUCGGCGCAUGCUGGAGUCGCGCGCUCGCCGUAUCCCCCUCGUCACAUAUGACAGUCAAACCGACCGCUCUCUCGUUCUUAGCGUCGUUACUCAGUAUCGCAUUCUCAAGUUCGUUGCGGUCAAUGUCCCAGACACCCAGAAGUUGCGCAAGCCGCUUGGUGAGAUCCUGCUGGGUUCAUACCAGAAUGUCGCAACGGCAUCCAUGGACACCCCUGUCAUUGAUGUCAUUCAUAUUCUGGUCGAGCGGAGCAUAUCCAGUGUGCCGAUUGUGAAUUCUGAGGGAGUGGUCUACAACGUCUUCGAAGCAGUUGAUGUGAUCACCUUGAUCAAAGGCGGGGUGUAUGAUGAUCUCAGCCUAACAGUCGGAGAGGCGUUGAAAAAGCGGUCUCCAGAUUUCCCGGGCAUCUACACAUGCUCCCUGAACGAUGGUCUGGACACCAUCUUCGACACGAUUCGCAAGUCUCGCGUCCACCGCCUGGUUGUGGUGGAUGAGAACUUCCGGCUCAAGGGCGUCCUGACCCUGAGCGACAUCCUGCAGUAUAUCCUCCUUGAGGGCGAAACUGAUGAGCUAUCAUGA
Molecule: messenger RNA, 1368 nt
Organism: Aspergillus japonicus CBS 114.51
Lineage: Eukaryota; Fungi; Ascomycota; Eurotiomycetes; Eurotiales; Aspergillaceae
Gene: snf4
Product: AMP-activated serine/threonine-protein kinase regulatory subunit SNF4
Exons: 6
Coding region: 1-1368 (455 amino acids)
Source: RefSeq, a predicted model, not a curated record